GGCUAAAGUCAUUGUUGCAUACCUGACUGCUGCCACUCUUUAAAUCUCUCUACAUCACAAAAAUCACAUCAAGCAGCAACCAAAAUGCUCCCCCAACUCUUUGUUUCUUCUUGCCUUGCUCUAGCCAGUGUCUCGUCAGCAUAUAUGUUGCCAAAGCGCCAGACAAGCGACGGGAUCGCGAUCACAGACUUUAACAAGAAUGCUACGUCUACUAGUGGGAUAGGAAACGUAGCGGCCGCAGGGACUCUAGCUCCCUUUGGCGAAGUUGGUGUUGGCUGCGGCAUAAACUGGGCAAGCAACGUUUCCUACGGAGGAGGGCUUCAAGCUGGCUCCGACGUCUUUGGAUUGGGUGGCGGCUACACCAUCAAACCAGAUUCCCUCGAGCUCGGUGCCGGAAUUGGUGUCAACUCGGUGAACGCAAGCGCCAAUAUCCAGUUCUCUGGCACAAAGAACGGUUCUUUUGAGUUGACUUUUGAGAGCUCGAGCCCUAUCAUCUGCACACCUGGAACACAAGAUGGGAAGUUCACUGUCAGAUGUACAUCGGUGUGAGGUUGCGAUACUGCACGGGGUCGAUAAGACCGUGCUUUAGUCUUGUUCAAUUGUAUCAUAUCUCGGCCAUGCGGGCCUGGCGUUAGUUUAAACACAUGUCUGGCGUUCCCUAUAUGCGAAUAGGUCAUGUAUUCUCCACCAUCAUUACCUCGUCUGGUCAAAAUGAUAGCAGCCUUUUUGCCAAGUUAGAAGUAAGUCACAGCCAAAUCUUGCAACUUCUUGACAACUACAUACAAAAGGAAUACAGA
Dothidotthia symphoricarpi CBS 119687 is the source of this 797-nucleotide messenger RNA. RefSeq lists its product as uncharacterized. The coding region runs from base 85 to 549 and encodes 154 amino acids. The record is from RefSeq and is a predicted model, not a curated record. Lineage: Eukaryota; Fungi; Ascomycota; Dothideomycetes; Pleosporales; Dothidotthiaceae. The transcript is spliced from 2 exons.